CUAGGCUUGCAAGGCAGAGGUGGCAGUGGUGGCGCUCGCCUGUGGUCUCAGUUCUGCUUGCGACUUUGGCACUAUGGAGGGGACCCAGGAAGCUCCGAGUGGGAAAAUGCGGCUCCUCUUCACCCCUGCUGCUCGGACCAGCCUCCUAAUGCUGAGGCUCAACGAGGCGGCGCUGCGGGCACUGCAAGAGUGUCAGCAGCAACAGGUACGGCCAGUGAUCGCUUUCCAAGGCCACCGAGGGUAUCUAAGGCUCCCAGGCCCUGGAUGGUCCUGCCUUUUCUCCUUCAUAGUAUCCCAGUGUGGCCAAGAGGGCACUAGUGGUGGCUUGGACCUUGUGUACCAACGCUUAGGCAGAACUGGGUCUAACUGUCUCCACUGCCUGGGCCCACUUAGAGAGCGACUCACUAUUUGGGCAGCCAUGGAUACUAUCCCAGCUCCACUGUUAGCUCAGGAACACCUGACUGAAGACACCAGAGAGCCGGACAAUUGGCAGGACACAGAUGAGCCCGAAGGCCAUCCUCAGAUGGCACUAGAAGAGAUGUCUGACCCAUUGGCAAGCAACUAUGGACAGUCACUCCCAGGGUCUUCCAGUGAGCCCGUGGCAGCAUGGGAAGAGAGGAACCACACCUAUCUUCCAAACAGAGAACCUGACCAGCCACUGGCUUCCCCUGCUAGCCAGAAACGCCUGGACAAGAAACGUUCAGCACCCACAACCACUGAAGAGCCAGAGGAAAAGAGGCUCAGAGCUCUGCCUCUAGCUCCAAGUCCACUACAAGGGCUAUCGGAUCAGGACGCACAAGAGGGAGAAAACUGGGGGCCAGAUGAAGAUAGAGACUCCAGACUGGAGCAGAGCCUCUCAGGCCAAGCAGCCUCUGAAUCCCCAAGCCCUGAGGUACCAGAUUAUCUCCUGCAAUACGGAGCCAUCCACAAUGCGGAGCAGCAACAGGCCUAUGAGCAGGACUUUGAGACGGACUAUGCUGAAUACCGCAUCCUGCACGCCCGCAUAGGGGCUGCAAGCCAGAGGUUCACAGAGCUGGGGGCAGAGAUCAAGAGACUCCAGCGAGGAACUCCAGAACACAAGAUGCUGGAGGAGAAGAUAGUCCAGGAGUACAGAAAGUUCAGGAAGGGUGCUUUUUCUCUGCAGCGGUAUCCAAGCUAUAGAGAAGAGAGGCACCGCUGUGAGUACCUGCACCAGAAACUGUCGCACAUUAAAGGUCUCAUCCUGGAAUUUGAGGAAAAGAACAGGGGCAGCUGAAACUACCCAGAGGGCUCCAGAGCCCACAAC
Molecule: messenger RNA, 1285 nt
Organism: Acomys russatus (golden spiny mouse)
Lineage: Eukaryota; Metazoa; Chordata; Mammalia; Rodentia; Muridae
Gene: Ell3
Product: elongation factor for RNA polymerase II 3
Exons: 11
Coding region: 74-1255 (393 amino acids)
Biological process (GO): positive regulation of transcription elongation by RNA polymerase II; transcription elongation by RNA polymerase II; snRNA transcription by RNA polymerase II
Cellular component (GO): transcription elongation factor complex
Molecular function (GO): cis-regulatory region sequence-specific DNA binding
Source: RefSeq, a predicted model, not a curated record